Molecule: messenger RNA, 657 nt
Organism: Daktulosphaira vitifoliae (grape phylloxera)
Lineage: Eukaryota; Metazoa; Arthropoda; Insecta; Hemiptera; Phylloxeridae
Product: progestin and adipoQ receptor family member 3-like
Exons: 3
Cellular component (GO): membrane
Molecular function (GO): signaling receptor activity
Source: RefSeq, a predicted model, not a curated record
GCACGCGGCGGACUACAACAGUCGAAACCGGUGCUCUUCGGUGAGUGGACGGUGCUGCCGUUGUUUUUCGUUUUUUUACAAAAUCGAUUAGACAAUUUUACCGUUUCCGAUACCGCUAUAGAGCAUAAAAAUUAUUGGGGUCUAACGCGUUGAUGAUUUUUUAUCUAGUAUUCGAUUCGUUUUUUUUGAAUUAUUGAAAGUUGAAUUUAACCAACUAAUAUUAAAGUCAAAAUGGAAAACGCAACGACUGACUAUUGUACUAUGUUUGCCAAGGAAGGGCUGGUGGUUGACGGAUACAUAGUGUCUCCGAAUGAAGUACAUAAACGAGCCAGCAUCAGCCAAGAACGAGAACUGUCAAAGAAAACUCAAGACUCCCAAUCGAACUGUAUUAAAACGUAUUCACUAUUAGAAUACCAUGAAGUGGAACCAUACUUACAAUCAAAUCCGUAUAUUACCUCAGGUUACAGAAAUAAAUUAUCAACUAAAAAGUGUAUAGAAAGUAUAUUUUGGCUAACGAAUGAAACUAUCAAUAUAUGGUCUCAUUUGUUUGGCUGGAUGUUGUUUUUUGGCUUAACUAUUUAUGAUCUUAUGAUAGUGGAUAUUCGAGCUUCUCAAUUUGACAGACUCGUUGUGGUACUUCUUCUAGGAUGUUUUCAG